GUACUGAAUUAGUGAAUAUUUGUUGGGUGAAUAUAGAGAGAAAAAAUAAAUAAAAAAAACCCUGUCAUGUCAGCCUCAUAAUUGAGUUCUGAGAACACCAUGUGCAUCUUUAAACUCAAAAAUCUCUUUGUCUUGCGCCAUAUUUUUUCUAUCCCCACACAAUUGCCCCAAGCUUAUCCUCUUUCACAACUUCACCCCAUUUUCCUACAAAUUUCUUCAAACACUUCAACCAAUAAAAUAAAAACAACAAAUUGUUUGACCAAACAGUUCAAGAUUUCACCAGAUACGAUCUAUGUAAAGGGCAUUUUCGUCACAAAACUAUAAUCAUUUAACACUAUAUAUUCACUACGUUGUCAGAACCAUAAACUCAACUCCAUGCAAAACCUCUUCAUCACAAACACACCAUAAAUUAACUUCAUACCAUAGUAUCUUCAUACAAAAAAUAUUAUAUCAUUUCAAAUAGCAUAUAGUUUAAAUAAAUAAACUAUAGUUAUUAAAUUUUCAUUUUCUAACUCUAACCGUCACAAUGAGUGGAGUUAAGUUUUUGCAAGCUAUAACCGUCGCAAUAUUCAUAUUAUCACUCACAACCACCACCGUCCGGUCAUGUCCACCGUCAGACAGGGCGGCGCUACUAGCAUUCAAAGCAGCUCUCCAUGAACCAUAUAUCGGCGUCUUCACCUCAUGGACAGGAGCCGACUGCUGCCACAAUUGGUACGGAGUUAGCUGCGACAAAGAAUCUCGCCGCGUCGCCGAUAUAAACCUCCGCGGCGAAUCAGAAGAUCCAAUCUAUCAAAAGAAACACCGUACCGGUUACAUGACCGGUUACAUCUCACCGUCAAUCUGUAAACUAACUCGUCUCUCAAGCUUUACCGUCGCCGAUUGGAAAGGUAUCUCCGGCGAAAUUCCUCGCUGUAUUUCCACCCUCCCUUUUCUUCGCAUCAUCGACUUAAUCGGAAACAGAAUCUCCGGUAAUAUCCCCACCGACAUCGGUAGGCUUCAACGUCUAACCGUUUUCAACAUCGCCGACAAUGUUAUCUCCGGUAACAUUCCACCGUCGCUAACAAAUCUGAGAAGUUUAAUGCAUCUUGAUAUCCGUAAUAAUCGGAUCUCAGGUCCUUUACCUAAUGACUUCGGUAGACUUCCAAUGCUGAGUCGGGCUUUACUGAGCGGUAAUAAAAUUACGGGUCAUAUUCCCGACUCAGUAUCACGUAUUUACCGUCUCGCAGAUCUGGAUCUAUCAAGAAAUCAAGUUUCUGGACCCAUACCCGAAUCAUUGGGUAAAAUGGCGGUUUUAUCCACACUUAAUUUGGAUAUGAAUAAUAUUUCAGGAACUAUACCAAUAAGUCUUUUUAAUUCAGGAAUAAGUGAUUUAAAUUUAAGCCGAAAUGCUUUGGAAGGUAAUAUACCCGAUGUGUUUGGUGUGAGAUCAUAUUUUACGGUUUUGGAUUUGUCUUAUAAUCAUCUUAAGGGUCCAAUUCCAAAAUCAAUGGCUUCUGCUUCUUAUAUUGGACAUUUGGAUUUAAGUUAUAAUCACUUAUGUGGUAAGAUACCUGUUGGAGAUCCUUUUGAUCAUUUGGAGGCUUCAUCUUUUGUCUACAAUGAUUGUCUUUGUGGGAAACCACUUAAAGCUUGUGCUUACUAAACAAACUUACUUACUUUCAUAUCUUAUGAAAUUAUAUUUGUAUGUUUGUAAUUGUAAUAAUAGGAUGAAGAGUGUUGUGUUUAUGUUUAUUAAAUUAGUAGUUAGUUAAUUUUCUUGUAUUUGUGUUUGUAAUUUUCAUCAUCAUCUAUUACAUUACAUAGUACAAUAUAAAUGUGCUUUUAAGAUA
Messenger RNA from Trifolium pratense (red clover), 1829 nucleotides. Its product is annotated as DNA damage-repair/toleration protein DRT100-like. Lineage: Eukaryota; Viridiplantae; Streptophyta; Magnoliopsida; Fabales; Fabaceae. The transcript has a single exon. Gene Ontology annotation, molecular function: protein binding. The record is from RefSeq and is a predicted model, not a curated record. Bases 527 to 1642 code for a protein of 371 amino acids.